AUGUCUUCUCCCUCCCCAGUCGACCUCUCAAGCCAUUUUGCAUGGUAUCGCGAGCAAUAUCAUGCAAACUACCCUAAAUGCGCUCGCCUCCCAUACGUAGCAUCUCCCAGCGCGGCUCGGAGACUGCGGAGACGUGUUUUCGAAUCGCGAGAGGAGUAUGUGGAGCAUAUCCGCAAGGACCGCACCUCCACUCGCCGGCAUCGAACACCCAACCGGUCACUCGAUCUGAACGUACUACGUCAGAUCGAGCAUGGAGAACUGGUAUGGUCCCUUGCCCACUGUGUGGCACCCACCAUAUAUCAUCCCUCCCGAUCCUCUGCGAAGCGCAAACACGCGCCUGAGGUCGUCACAGGCUUCGCGGAGGGCCAUUACGACGACAAGAGCCGCCUACCCGCGCUCAAGCGACGGCUCUGGGAGAAGGGGCCCGAAAUGAAACCAAGAACUAUACGCAAGUGGUACUUGAACCUCGUGCCCGACACGUUGUGGCGUGCUCAGUGGCGACCCAGUUUUGUCACCAAGCUAUCUGGCUGCGCUAUGCGCAAGAUGGAGGCGCGCCGCAGUGUCCCCCAUCUCCUUCAGGAGAGCGGCUUCAAGGCGCCCCUGGCAGCUUCGCUCGCCCGCCAGUUUUUGUCCGCCACAGUCGCGCGCAAGCGGCAGCUCAUCCGGGCUAAGCGUCCCCCGAAGUCCAAGAAAACGGAGGCCAACGAUGCGCAUGCAAUGGAGGGUGUCGCUGCCACACAAUCGCACCAGGUCAGCAGUGCCACCGGGGAAUCUUUGUCACUCGCACCCCAUCCCUCCAGCGAUCGCAUGGAGACCGACGCCAUUGGUUUCGCGUCGAAUACCAAACCUGUCUCGAUCGCUCCCGUACCUCUAGCCAAUCCCGCUCCCUCGUCCAUCCCCGGCAAUUACAUGCCCUCCAUCAGCCUCCCGAUUUCUGAUGUCGAUGGACCAUAUGUGCCUCCGGUCGUAGAUUUGGUCGCCAUCCCAGAGUAUGCCAUGGAAGACAUGGCUGGCGUCUUCCAGGGCCCUGGCACCUCGACGUACGACGUCCCAGUGGCGCCGUCGCAGGGCUUCGGUCUUAUUCACAGUGACGCAGACAUGACGACGAGAGUAGAUUCCAAGUCACAGGACGGGGAGAGGACACCGGAGCUCGAGGAAGAUUGCAGCAGUGUCGGGCCUGGAGAGGAGGCGCGGUGUACGAGCGAUGAGCUCCCGGACUACGAGGACGAUGAUAGCGGCGCAGACGUGGCUGUGGUCGCCAACGGUCCGGCAUCCUCGCUAUUACACGAGAAGGCGGAGGUGCAUGCUGCGGUCGAGGCGUACCUGCAAGAGGUUGCGCUGGACUUCGGGCUGUCUUUCCUCGACGAGGUGUCGCGGAGCAUGCCAGACACCGAAGAGGAUCUCAAGCUGAUUCCCGCGCAUUCAAACAAGGCGGAAAAACGGGUACAGGAGGUGUUGCUGGUUGCUAACGGGGGCUGGGCUGGAGAACAAGGGGAAAGGGAAAGUGAUGAUGAUAGCAAAGGGGAGGAGAAUGAUUGCACUCACGAGGACGCAGAGGUCGAGGGAGAAGAAGAGCGGGAAGGAGAGGAAGAAGAGGAAGAAGAGGAAGCGGAGGGGGAACCAAAAUUCGAAGUAGACGAAGAGAACUGCGAGAUGGCUGACAGAGAAGCUGAUCAUAACACUCCUGAAGGCAUCUAUCGUGAGGACGAAGACUGCGAUCCCCGUCGAGAAGAUGAAAAAAUGAAGAUGCGGAGCAAAAAAGAUCAAUUAAAAGAGGCACAGAAAAGAGCAGCGGAGAGCAAGCAUCUUCGGAAGCUGCAAAAGGAACGCAUGGAGCUCGAGCUGAAGCUUGCCACAUUGCAGCAAAGACAGGAGAAGCCGACCAACUUUAAAUUUGUACUGAACAAUCAAAAAAUGACACUGUUGCCGCGUCGCAGCGAAGAUGCCGAUGAGAACGCUCUUGUGAAUGCUUUCCAGCAAGUGUUCCAGUGA
Molecule: messenger RNA, 1992 nt
Organism: Fibroporia radiculosa
Lineage: Eukaryota; Fungi; Basidiomycota; Agaricomycetes; Polyporales; Fibroporiaceae
Exons: 3
Coding region: 1-1992 (663 amino acids)
Source: RefSeq, a predicted model, not a curated record